CUCCGAGACCUGGAGAUGGCGGCGUCACCAGGCCGCGGAACCACCCCUUCCCCUCGGUGCCGGCGUUGCGAUUGGUCGCCCGAAAACGUGCCGGAAAGGCUCCUCGUCAUUUCCGGGCGAGCCGCCAUCUUGUCGGCAGUUGGCGGCGCUUGUUCGGCUGGGUUCAAGCUGGGAGGCUUCCGCCCGCCUUGCUCCGGUGGGCCCGCUGUUUUCGGCGCAAACAGACCGUUCGUGGCCGGCGGCGCCAUGGCCAACAACUGUCCGGUGGUGGGCGCCGGCAACUGCCACCCGCCGCCGCACCAGCCGCCGCCGCACCAGGCGGCCCAGGUGCCGAACCCGCAGGCCGGAGCCGUCGUGCUGUCGCCCCCUCUGCCCCUCCAGAGCGCGGGCCCCAAGCCGGCCGCCUCGGGCAAGCAAGGCAACGUCCUCCCUCUGUGGGGGAACGAGAAGACCAUGAACCUCAACCCCAUGAUCCUCACCAACAUCCUCUCCUCGCCUUACUUCAAAGUGCAGCUCUACGAGCUCAAGACGUACCACGAGGUGGUCGACGAGAUUUACUUCAAGGUCACACAUAUUGAGCCUUGGGAGAAAGGGAGCAGAAAAACAGCAGGCCAGACAGGGAUGUGCGGAGGGGUGCGUGGUGUUGGAACUGGAGGUAUAGUGUCUACAGCCUUUUGCCUCCUGUACAAGCUGUUUACCUUGAAGCUUACCCGUAAGCAAGUGAUGGGACUAAUAACUCAUACAGACUCCCCAUAUAUUAGGGCUCUUGGAUUCAUGUAUAUUAGGUACACACAGCCUCCAACAGAUUUAUGGGACUGGUUUGAAUCCUUUCUUGAUGAUGAGGAGGACUUGGAUGUGAAAGCAGGUGGUGGCUGCGUCAUGACGAUUGGAGAGAUGCUGCGCUCCUUCCUUACUAAGCUGGAAUGGUUCUCUACAUUAUUUCCAAGGAUUCCUGUACCAGUGCAGAAGAACAUUGAUCAACAAAUUAAAGCCAGACCUAGAAAGAUCAAGAAAGAUGGCAAAGAAGGAGUCGAAGAAGUAGACAGACACGCAGAGCGUAGACGUUCAAGGUCCCCAAGGAGAUCCUUGAGUCCCAGGAGGUCACCUAGAAGAUCAAGAAGCAGAAGUCGUCAUCGGGAAGGCCGUGGAUCAUCCAGUUUUGAUAGAGAAUUGGAAAGGGAAAGGGAACGGCAAAGACUAGAAAGAGAAGCCAAGGAGAGAGAGAGGGAGAGACGCCGAUCCCGAAGUUCUGAUCGGGCAUUGGAACGUAGGAGAAGCAGAAGCCGAGAGAGGCACAGAAGUCGAAGUCGUGACCGAAAAGGUGACAGAAGAGAGAGAGAGCGGGAGAAGGAAAAUGAACGAAGUAGGAGGAAGGAGCGUGACCAUGAUAAAGACAGAGGAGUUGAGAGAGACAGAGAGCGAUCAAAAGAUCGUUCUAGAGAAAAAUCAAAAGACCGAAAAAGUAAGAGUGAAAUAGAUGAGAGGAGGCACAAAGAUGACAAAGAUGAAAGGAAGCAUAUCAUCAAUAAAAGAGAUUCCAAGAAGGAAAAGAAGCAUAGCAGGAGCCGAAGUAGGGAUCGGAAGCAUAGGAGUAGAAGCGUGAGCAGGAAUGCAGGAAAGCACAGUAGAAGCAGGAGUAAAGAGAAGUCAAGUAAACGCAAAAGUGAAAGUAAAGAAAAAUCAAACAAGCGAAGUAGAAGCAGAAGCAGAGGAAGAACUGAUAGCAGCGAAAAGUCCCGGAAACGAGAUCAUAGUCCCAGUAAAGAGAAAUCUCGAAAACGUAGUAAAAGCAAAGAACGUUCCCAUAAACAUGACCACAGUGAUAAGGACCACUCAGACAAACACGAUCAUCAAAGGAGCCAAAGUACAGAACGCGAGAAUCAGGAAAAACAAUCUAAAAACAAAGACGAGACUGUAUGAAUGUUCAGAAAUGGAUCACAUUGAAUCCCAUAAAUGUUUUAAAUCCUUGCUUAUUUUUUUCUUGAAGUUGAGAUUGUGCAGUAGUUGAUGAGCACUCAACCUCCCUCUAGGCUGCAGAUUGUCAUUUCCUAUUUUAAGUAGGGAAGUGCCUUUCUAAUCCCAUUAAAUGCGUUGAUUAUUCCAGCCCAUUUGUUUAGUUAAAUUCAUGAUGCAAAUCUGUGUGUGCGUUUUUUAAAAAUUGUUCAACUUUAUGUACAAUCUGUACAUACGUCCUGGAACUGUUCUAAUCCCUUCAGCAUGGUUUGCCAUGUUGGUUAAAUUUGUAUAUGGCAAUAAAACUGCCACUAAUUCUACUUUGUUUUAUAGAUGUGGAAUUAUGGUUUCUAUCUUUGAAUUAGCAUGGCUGUGCUUUGCUUAACAGUAUGGCAGAAGCUUUUUAAGGAUGGGUCUUGAACGUGUAUUAUAUCUAAAGUAUUUGUGUGCAUUCAACAUCCAUGAAGGUUACAAUUCUAGAAUUUUUGUGUCCAUUUGUACAUCUUGUCUUGGGAAAACAUUUAAAAUUUAUUUGUGAAACUCAAGAAAGUGUUACAUUUAGAGUAGGUCUUUCAAAAGAGGUAGCAAUUUAAGGGGUUAAGGUUUUGCCGAGGUUUGUGUCGGUGCUGGAGUCAGUUUUACCUUGUAGGGCCACUGCUAAGACUGGUAAGCCUAUAUGUCAUAUCCACAUAGAUUUGCUGAUUAGCGUGUGUUACUCAUGUAAAACAUUUUCAAUACAAUAUCCCUAAGUAUUUCAUUUAAAAUAUACCACAGUCCUUUCACUGAAGAAGCAACACUAGGCUAAGUGAUAAAUGAUGCUAAAUAGGGAAAGGCAGGAAGACAAAUGUAGGUCAAUCAGCAAGCUUCAGUUUCAGCUUCCAAACAUUUUUAUAAGUAAAAGACACACUGAAAGCAUCUUCAUACAGUUCUUUUUUAAAGCCCUUUCUUUUUACAAAGGUGUGUAAUCAUUGCCUGAGCUGAAGAAUUUCCCUCUAGCCACAAGAAAAGUAGCUUCAUUUUUUAAACACUGGUUACUUGUGAGAUAAUGUCAACAUGCAGUAUUGAAAACAAAAUCAUAUCACAGAAGUUCAUAUCUGUUUCAUAGAUUUGUUCUAGUGACCUGUAUAAGAAAUAUAAAAUCUCUGGAAUAAAGACUGGAUUAAUUUA
This is a messenger RNA of Pogona vitticeps (central bearded dragon), 3120 nucleotides long. It is a transcript of the gene PRPF38B, whose product is annotated as pre-mRNA processing factor 38B. NCBI's taxonomy places the organism in Eukaryota, Metazoa, Chordata, Lepidosauria, Squamata, Agamidae. The record is from RefSeq and is a predicted model, not a curated record.